Messenger RNA from Acipenser ruthenus (sterlet), 1208 nucleotides. RefSeq lists its product as uncharacterized. Bases 90 to 995 code for a protein of 301 amino acids. The transcript is spliced from 10 exons. Lineage: Eukaryota; Metazoa; Chordata; Actinopteri; Acipenseriformes; Acipenseridae. The record is from RefSeq and is a predicted model, not a curated record.
UCAAGAUACAGAGAGAGCGAGGGAGUGUACAGUAACACAGUCUGUCUGAGACCCAGCUUCACUGUGUCAGAAAACCCUUCCCGGGGAGCAUGUGCGAACGGAAGGAUCUGGUGUUCGAGAGCUUUUUGAAGAAAAGGAAAGACCGAAUGAAAUUGACAUGGUCAACCUACUGGUUCAGGCUUCAAAACACCACCUUGUUCUUCUACACAAAGAAGAAACUUGAUGCUUCUCACCUGAGAGGGCAGUACUACAUAUACAUGGUGCAGUCGGUCCGUGAAGUGAAAGCAGAGAGUCAGUACCUGUUUGAAAUCACAAUGAAAAACGGGAAGAAGAAGCUGCUGUCUGCAGAGACAGAGGAGCUCCGGGCACUGUGGAUGAAGUUGCUGUGGAAAGCCAUGCAGCUUCCAGGACCCGGGAGAACACAGUCUGCCUGCACGUGGCAUGACAUUCCUGAUCUGAUGGAGAAAGCCGCUCGGAGCACGCAGAGCAGUUCCGAUGAAGACUCUGCCUCCUGCUCCUCAGACACUCCAGAGCCUCUCGCCCCCUCCGGGAGCUCACCUGCCACAGCGGAAGAGGAUCACCUGUCCACAGAACUGGAACAGUUGGAUGUUUAUGAUGUUCCGCUGUCCAGUAAGGCUGUCGAUGAUGAAGACAGGAGCACAGGCGUGGCAGGGAGAGGGCGGGCAAACAGAAUGGACACUGAAAGCAUCUACGAUUUUCCGAAGAGUUUGUUAGAGCACUCCACUGAAGAAAGCAGCAGCACCAGUAAGACGCUUCUGACUUCAACAGAAAUAGGCACCCCACACAGUGAAGCACAGGGUAGUGACCCUCUCUAUGACGAUGAUGGCAUCUAUGACAUACCCACAUCACUUUCAAGUCAUUUAACAUCACACCAGCCCUUUACAGAUACCCAAUCAGCUAUUGAAGGCAUGCAGCUGUUGGGUGAGAUUAAAUCAGGUUUAACCUUUUCCAGGGCUGGGUGGUUACAUGAUUAGCUGUGAAAGCUGAUGAGUCAUCACCGUCAUGAUCAUACAGCGAGUGUGGUGCUCUGUCAUUAAACACAAGCAGUGUGGCAACAACUAAAAUGAAUGAAGACUGAAUCAAAUGCAGAUGUGCCACAUGUUUCACAUUCAUAUUCUGUGACUGAUUCCUUGUAUUCUUGUGCACCAAAUAAUAAAAAACACACUUUACAAAGGACUAUUGUUAUU